Molecule: messenger RNA, 1361 nt
Organism: Daktulosphaira vitifoliae (grape phylloxera)
Lineage: Eukaryota; Metazoa; Arthropoda; Insecta; Hemiptera; Phylloxeridae
Product: tektin-1-like
Exons: 4
Coding region: 94-1320 (408 amino acids)
Biological process (GO): cilium assembly; cilium movement involved in cell motility
Cellular component (GO): nucleus; microtubule cytoskeleton
Source: RefSeq, a predicted model, not a curated record
UGGUAACUAUGUAAACAAGACAAUAAAAUACUUGUUUUUUCUUACAAUAAAAGGGUGUUUACCAAAAAUUAAAUUGCAUUUUUGAUUAAUACUAUGGAUAAAAACAAAGUUCUAAAGCUUGAUAAUUUAAGCAUACAGCACACACUUAGUGAAUGGUGGCAUAAUAAUGAACAACAAAUUAGAGCAGCUGAAGAUCAACAAGAAUGGGCUCAACGAUUAACAUCUGAAGCAGAACGUUUGAUAUAUGAAACCCAUGACUCAGUGAUAAAAAACAAACUAGAAAUUGAUCAUCAGUCUAAAGUAAAAGUAAAUGACAUAGAGUUUAAGAAAAAAGAAAUCCAAAAUAAAAAAAACGAUUUGGAUGAAGAAAUUAAUAUGCUUUUGGUUUACGAAGAACGUAUAAAAAAUGCCAACAACUCCCUUGUUGGUGAUGCUAUGGACAUUAUAGCAGAGUGUCUUAAACUUAGAAAAGAGCGUAUCGGUAUUGAUUUAGUAUUUGAUGAUGUCGAGAGAGAACUAUUACGGGAACGAUUAUUAAUCGUAGGAAUUAACGACCAACUAGAAGAGUUAUUAGAUAAAGUAGUUCUUCAAUUAAGAAAAUUGAGGUCAUUUGCAUACAAUUUAUCAGUAGAUUUGGAACAUAAAGAAAACGUACUGAAAAUUGAAGCCCAUAAUGAACAACUUUCAGAUAAUAGUAUUGAAAUUUCAGUUUUAAAUUCUAAGCAUAUGUUUCUUCCGGCUAAAAUUUCAGCUGAAGAAUGGGAUCAAUAUUCUUCAAAUAUUAUAGCUGCGGCUAAUAAAACACUCGUAAAUGGCAGACCUCUAAGAGCUUAUUUUGACAAAUGCCUUAAUAAAAUGAUCGAAGACCUCGUAGACCAAGCUAACAUCGUCAACGAAACAUUGAGACAGCGAACAGAAGAAUAUCGAGAAAUAAUUGAAAAACUUCAUCAACAACAAGGCGAAGUAUUUGGUAAAAUAGAAGAUGUCCAGGAAACUAUUAAUAAAUUACAGAAAGCUAUCGAUGAUAAAGAAGCGUAUAUAGCUUUGGCGCACACUCGCCUAAAAAACCGUACACUGAGAAAAGGAAUAGAACUUUGUAGAGAUGAACUUGAAGUGAAACUACACGCUGAAGUCGCAGAGCUUGAAGAAAAUGUAAAACGUUUACAAGAAAUGUUAGCUAAUUCUUUGGAGUGUUUAAAAAAUUUAAAACAGUCGUCAGUUCGAAUUGAAACUCAAUUGAAAAUUAAAGAAAACUCUUUGUAUAUAGAUAGUGUAUUAUGCGUCAAACAACGAAACCGUAUAAAUUUUCAAACAUUUUAAUUAAUCUAAUUAUUUUGUAAAAAUAAAGUCAUAGUUUAUUA